Messenger RNA from Trypanosoma cruzi, 1664 nucleotides. RefSeq names its product retrotransposon hot spot (RHS) protein, putative. Lineage: Eukaryota; Euglenozoa; Kinetoplastea; Trypanosomatida; Trypanosomatidae. The record is from RefSeq and is a predicted model, not a curated record. The transcript has a single exon. The annotation marks the transcript as partial.
AGUUGGCGAAACCUUCGAAAAGGAUGACGCUGUGCAGCAAUCCCGGUGAAGCACCUCCCGUGUUGAUGGUGCUCACCUCGGACAGGGGGUGGCCGUACACGCUGAAUGGGCCGCAUAGGUGUGGUAAUGACUUGUGUGUUAACUGUGAGGUGGAUCGAGUGUGGCAGAUCGUCAAGGGCGAUCUAACUAAGUGGUUUAGCAAUUUUCAUUUGACUCUCAAUCCUUCACCCGUGCCGCAUGUGCUGAUUGGGACGCCCGGGAUCGGGAAGUCGAUGGCUGCCGGCUCUUACCUUCUUUACCAGCUGCUGCACUGCGAUGUGGACAAACUCCAAGUGGUUGUCCACUGUUUUGGAGAAACGGCGUACGUGUUUGACAAGACCGCCAAAACCGUGACAAAAUACAUGGGUAACUUAACAUCCAAGAGUGUUUUGUAUGGUUUGUGGAAGAGUGGGAUGAAAGGGUAUAUUAUUUACGAUGUGGCAAAGAAAGGAACACCGCCCGACACAGAUAUUGCGCCCUGUACUGGAUGGGGCAUGAUUGUAGUGUCAUCGCCAAACCUGGACAACUAUGAUAAAUGGACGACGCAAGUAAGUGCCAGUCGAAUCAUCAUGAAUUGUCCUGAUAAAGAUGAUGUGAAGGCGAUGUGCGUUUGGAUGAAGCAAAAUCGACAGCUUGCGGAGGAAGAAGCGGAGGAAGAAGCGGAGGAAGAAGCGGACUACUGGAAAAAGGUGGAAUGUCGAAUGGAUAAAGUGGGACCGGUUAUUCGCUACAUCUUUGAUCAGAGACCAUACAAAGGUCGGAUUGUCUCGUGCGAAAGUACAGUUGAUAAAAUGGCCUUGCAGGACACCAACUAUUACACUGUUUUGGGGACUGGUAAAAUGUGUGGUAACUACGUCUCUGACAAACUUGUGAAGGUCGUACGAGUACGAGGAAGUGAGGGUUCCGAAUUGCCUUUAAAUGCACUGAUUUCUUCUCACCUUGCAGAAUUAACGUUAUGUAAGUUGGCGACGUUAAUGCAGCAGCGUGAUUUUAAUUUACUCAUAUUGGCCAUCGAGGACGAUCUCAUAUCAAAAGCCCUUGAAGAUCAUUCCUCGUUUGCAUUUUUAAGUGCGGCCUUUGUAAAAGCAAUAAUACCGAAACUCACGGAGCUGAAAAUAACAGCAAAUGCUCCGCCACACCGUUGUGCGUUGAGAGUGUGUCCACAUGAGCGCCCCUUCAAGCCCUGUCUUUUAGAGUGCCUGGAAAAAUUUAAAAAGAAGAUUAAUAUAGAGUCUCGGGUGCUGUACAAACCGGAGGCUCAAAACUUUCCGCUGGUGGACGGCUUUUUCUUUUCGGACUCAAAUCCGAAGACGUUGGUUGGGCUGCGGAUGGCUACGGCGGGUGAACACCACACGACAACCAGCACUGUGCGGCAGUUCACUGAGUGCCUGGCGGCAUAUUUUAAUGGUUGGGAGGAAUUUUCUGAAGGAUUGUCGUGGGAGAUGAUUUAUGUGCAGCACGCAGAAAGCACGCCGAUGAUUGAAUGGCAGAGAUGUGAUGUCGUCAAUUCCGAUAAUGUGAGCCGCGCUGAAAACCGAGAGAUUGCGGCGUUCUGGGAGGAGGAGGUGCGCCAGUACCAAGUGUCUGUAUCAUCCAGAGACUUUCCACGAGAAGAAGCUCUCUGA